Molecule: messenger RNA, 1556 nt
Organism: Vicia villosa (hairy vetch)
Lineage: Eukaryota; Viridiplantae; Streptophyta; Magnoliopsida; Fabales; Fabaceae
Product: transcription factor MYB86-like
Exons: 3
Coding region: 240-1301 (353 amino acids)
Biological process (GO): regulation of stomatal movement
Source: RefSeq, a predicted model, not a curated record
UUAUCUUUCUCUCUCUUCUCUCUUUAAAUGAACAUGAUUAGUUUGAUUUACUCUCUCUUCACCCCACACUCAAACAUAAUAAUAUUUUACAUUUCUUUGAAAACGUUUAAAUGACACAAACUAUUAUAACUCAGGUAAUAUUUCACGCUAUAUAGAGACAGUGACCACUUCAUACUUCACACUAUUCUUCUUCUUCUUCUCUUCCAAAAAAAAAAACUUCUUGCACAAUUUCAAACCAAAUGGGUCGCCAUUCGUGUUGCUUAAAGCAAAAAUUAAGAAAAGGCUUAUGGUCUCCGGAAGAGGAUGAGAAACUUUUUAAUCACAUAACUAGAUUCGGCGUUGGUUGCUGGAGUUCUGUUCCUAAACAAGCAGGACUUCAAAGAUGUGGAAAAAGUUGUAGAUUGAGAUGGAUAAACUAUUUGAGGCCGGAUUUAAAGCGAGGAAUGUUCUCACAACAAGAAGAGGAUCUUAUAAUCAGUCUUCAUGAGCUUCUUGGAAAUAGGUGGGCUCAAAUUGCAGCACAAUUACCGGGGAGAACAGAUAAUGAAAUAAAAAAUUUCUGGAAUUCAUGUUUAAAGAAGAAGCUUCUAAAGCAAGGGAUUGAUCCAACAACACACAAGCCUCUAAUAGAACCAUAUAUUAAGGAAGAGAACAAAACAACGGAAACAACAACAACAACAAUAACUCCGAUGCAAAUUCCAUCGGUUACAUCACAAGGUUCAUCGUUUCUAAUAUCUGAUUCGAAUUACUAUGAUAGUAAUGGCCUAACCGAAGCUUCUAGAGAUAUUUUUACUAGCAAAUCAGCAUUGGAUCCUUUGUUCUGCUAUGAUUUCCAAUCUGGUUAUACCUUACCGAUGAGUAAUUAUCAGAGUCAAACUCAAUUUGGUAUUAAUUCAAGCUAUGGAUUUUCUUCAAUGCCGAGUCUAACCAAUUCGGAUCACGCGAUUGAGUUUUCAGACAACAAUUCACCUUCAAAAAUCAGUUCAUUGUUCAUGAAUGAUCAAGUCAAGGAAAGUAACUCAAGCAAUAGCUCAAAUAUGAGCACUAUUUAUCCUUCUCAGAUGAGAAACACUAUCAUCGAAAAUAAUAAUAAUGCAGGAUUUUCAUGGGAUGGAGAUAACAAAUUGGACCCUUUGUUUCAGUUUCAAGCCAAUGCUAUAAAAUCUGAAGAUUUCGGAACUAGUUCUUGGGAAGAAGGACAAAUCCAAACUCACAAUUCAAUAGAUUUCAAUAGCUAUCCUUUAUCAUCACUUUCAGAAGAUUUAACAGAAGCAAAUUUUGAUGUGUUCCAUCAUAUAUGAAUUGUAAAUUAUUUUUCUCUAUUUUUUUUUUUUUACAUAUUUUUUGAACUAUAUAUAUUUCUAUUGUUCAAAGUAGAAAAUAUAGAAAGGUGUUGAUAGUACAGAAGAUUUGUAGAUUAAGAUUUGAGAUUGAGAUUUUCUUUCUUUUUUUCUUGUUUUCCCAAUUGAUGUAUCUGUUUUCAUAAGCCAAAGUUUGAAUAACAGUAUAUUCUUUAAGAUUAAUUAUUGAAGCUAAUUAUGUUUUGUAUUGUUCAA